This is a messenger RNA of Verticillium dahliae VdLs.17, 1080 nucleotides long. Its product is annotated as egg shell protein. The transcript has a single exon. NCBI's taxonomy places the organism in Eukaryota, Fungi, Ascomycota, Sordariomycetes, Glomerellales, Plectosphaerellaceae. The coding region runs from base 1 to 1080 and encodes 359 amino acids. The record is from RefSeq and is a predicted model, not a curated record.
AUGAAGCGCAGUGUCUCGUCAGACUAUCCCUACCCAGACGUUACCCUGUCACGCAGAGCCACCUGCCGCACACGACAACCAUCCGACAGCGGCUUCUCAUACGGCCGGCCGGACUCCCUUCCUUCACCAUCCAUCAGUCGUGCUGUGUACUCUUACACAGACUACGGUUGGGACAACUACGACCGGGACGACUACGGCCAGGACAGCUACGGCCAGGACAGCUACGGCCGGGACAGCUACGGCCAGGACAGCUACGGCCAGGACAGCUACGGCCGGGACAGCUACGGCCAGGACAGCUACGGCCAGGACAGCUACGGCCAGGACAGCUACGGCCAGAACAGCUACGGCCAGGACAGCUACGGCCAGGACACUGGCGCGUGCAGCAACCCCUCCUAUAGCCCUGCCUCAUCUGGCCACCAGACGGCCGACGAGGACACUGGCCCCGCGAGACAACGGCAUCACGGUCGUGCCUCGACACAAGGGGACUCGCCGAGAGCAUCCCUGACAAACGGAGAUGACGUUGUCUCGCCGACAAAUUGGGCGCACUACAUAUUUCAUCCCACAGACGACGGCGGCUACUGGAAACUCCGGCCAGAGUAUGCGCACACGGGCGAAAGCCCAUCCAUACCUCAUCACAAAUCCAAAAGCAGGACGGCCGACUAUGACAGCAACGAGGGGGACGAGUCGGCCUCGGGCUACGUCUGCAUGUGGUCCGGCUGCGACGCCAAACACUUCAAACGCCAGGCCGACCUCCAGCGACACUACACGCAACGACACGUCAGCGAGAAGGCGCGCGAGUCCUGGCAGUGUGACCACAAGAAGUGUGCGCGCAGCGCAAAGGGGUUCGGGCGCCUCGACCACUACCGCGAUCACCUGCGAGACUACCACAAGGAGGACGUCUGUAAGCGCAACAGUCCCGUCGACGACGAGUGGCUCAGGUCGCGCACCUAUCACGCGAAGUGGUGGCGCUGCUCCCGAUGCGUGAUCCGCGUCGAGGUUGCCAAGCACCCGGACCACGUGUGCCCCAAGUGUAAGGCGGGCUGCGAGGAACAGAGGAAGAGAGCGCGGGGCCUGCGGUGA